Xylaria bambusicola is the source of this 1557-nucleotide messenger RNA. RefSeq names its product cytochrome P450. The transcript has 8 exons. Gene Ontology annotation, molecular function: iron ion binding; heme binding; monooxygenase activity. Lineage: Eukaryota; Fungi; Ascomycota; Sordariomycetes; Xylariales; Xylariaceae. Bases 1 to 1557 code for a protein of 518 amino acids. The record is from RefSeq and is a predicted model, not a curated record.
AUGGCGAACUCAACGAUUUUGGUAUUGCUUUCUUCAGCGGCCUUGCUGUAUCUUAUCAGCACUCUAAUUUAUCGUCUUUAUCUUCAUCCUCUAGCGAAAUUCCCGGGUCCCAAAAUAGCGGCUGCAACUGGCUGGUAUGAAACAUAUCACGAUCUCAAGAACCCUGGAGGGCAGUUCAUGUAUAAGUUGCAUAAGCUUCACAGUACUUAUGGUCCCAUUGUACGAAUUAGUCCUGCUGAGAUCCAUGUUAGUGAUUCGGCUUGGGUAGACACGUUACUAGUCAGUUCAUCUCAAGGUAUUCGAGAUAAAUAUGUGCCCGCAGCCAAUCAAGCAGGCACCCCAAAAGGAGUAUUCGGAACAGCUCUUCACAAUACUCAUCGAAGACGUCGUGCUGCCCUCAGCCCCUUAUUCUCUAGGUCCUGUGCCAUCAGGGCCGAGGGACUCAUAUACGACAAGAUUGACCUGCUCCUUGAACGGCUCGACAUCCAGAUUGCCCGCGAUGGAUAUGCAGAGCUGCGCACCCUUUUCAUCUGCCUCGCUACCGAUGUAGUAUAUCAAUACUGUCUUGGACAUUCAUUUGACCUACUCGAUGAUGAGGUGAAGGGGAAAGAGUGGCAUGAUUCCAUCCGUGCGUUAGCCAAGAUAAUCCCUUAUACCAGGCAAUUUAACUGGAUCAUCCCACUUUCACAAAAGAUCCCGGUUUCAUUCAUGAGAAUGGUUUCCUUGAAUAUGGCCAGAGUGGCAGCAAUGCACCAUGACAUGGAAGUUCAAGCCUCACAAGCUGUCGCGGAAUACGAACAGGACGAGAAGAGCGGUCUAGACUCAUCGUCUAGUCGCAACCCUAAAGAAAGGUUUGCAGUAUUCCGCGCCUUGUUGCAACACACCGGGUUGCCUCCGCAUGAGAAACGCUUCAACCGGAUCUCACACGAAGCUGUUACUCUAUUAGCAGCAGGGGGCGAGACAACAGCCAGUGCCUUAACAACAGCAAUCUACUUUAUUCUUGCCGAUAAACAAAAUGUUCUCCCAAGAUUGCAAGAAGAGGUUGACUCAGUUAUGUCUGGUGUUUCGAGACCAUCAGUUGCUGAUCUCGAACGUUUACCAUGGCUGACUGCUGUCAUAAAAGAGGCCUUGAGAAUGAGCACAAUAACGGCGAGGUUGACCCGUGUCGCUCCAGACGAGGUCUUACAAUACAAGGAUUGGGCAUUGCCGGCAGGGACAGCAGUGAGCAUGACACUUCGCGAGAUCUCCUUCGACCCAGAGAUUUUUCCUUCGCCCAUGGUGUUCCAGCCCGAGCGCUGGCUCCCAAGCAACCCCAACCUAGACAGAUGCAACCGGUAUUCUGUGGCCUUUAGCCGGGGGAGUCGCAUGUGUAUCGGUAUUAAUCUGGCUCAUGCCGAGUUAUACAUUGCCAUUGCGACCUUGAUUCAUCGUAGGCGGUUUGAAUUGUAUGAUACUGUACGGGAGCGAGACGUUGAUUUCACUCGAGACUUCUUCGUUGGUGAAACCUCGGCUGCUACCAAAGGUGUCCGAGUCAAUUACGCAAAGUCAUGGGAGUGA